AUGAUUUUCACUCACCUUCUUCGUGUGUUGUUCCUUUUCUUUGGAACCUUCGGGUUUCUUGGACAGGUUCUAGCCCUCAACAAUGACCCCUUCGAGGAGGCCCACGCUGUUCGUGGCCGUUUCAACCUCCGUGGUCUUGACCAUGUCCCCGCUCUUGCUAAUCAGCUGCUGGCUCGUGAAAUGUCGACUGCUUAUGUUACUUCUGUGACUACCGAGAUCGAGUGCGCCUCGAGCGUCACCAACUGCCCUGGUACUCGUACUUCCCUCAUUGUGGACAAAUCCACUGAGUCGAGCACCUCAAGCACCAUUUCGGAGACUACUCCCUCCCAGACUCCUGUGUCCUCGACCGAGUCUAGCACCUCGAGCACCAUUUCGGAGACUACUCCUUCCAAGACUCCUGUGUUCUCGACCGAGUCCAGCAUCUCGAGCACCCUGAGCACUCCUGAGCAGACUCCAGUGGCCACCCCUUCCACAAACACUAAGACCGAGUUCACCACCCUGCCCUGCUCUUCGCCUAGCCAGGUGGCUGUUACAACCCCAGGACUUCAAACCCCCUACAUCUCGCUCAACCUUACUCAGACUCCCUCCACCGGCGGAAUCAUUGUUGUGAUUACCAAGACUUGCACUCAAUCUGAAUGCUCUCUCACAACUCUCACCCAGACCGUUCCCACCGGCGAAGCCACUACUUCCACCGAGACUGUUCCCACCGGCGAAGCCACUACUUCUACUGAGAUCGUUCCUACCGGAGGUGCUCCCGGCGGCAGCAUUCCCACUGAGGAAGCCCACACUUCCACUCAGAAUGUUCCCAGCGGAGGUGCUCCCGGCGGCAGCGUUCCCACUGAGGAAGCCCACACUUCCACUCAGAAUGUUCCUAACGGAGGUGCUCCCGGCGGCAGCGUUCCCACCGAGGAAACCCACCCUUCCACUCAGAAUGUUCCCAACGGAGGUGCUCCCACUACUCUGACCACAGUUCCCUCGAAGCCUACUGGUGUCCCUACUGGUGAGAAGCCAACUACUGGAGUUCCUACUCCCGGCUCUCCUACCUCGACCCUGGUAUACUCCAAGGCUGCCAAGCGUCUGAGCCACAAGGCCAACAUUAUUGCUGCUGGUUUCUUGAUGAUGGUUUUCAUCAACGCACUGUGA
Molecule: messenger RNA, 1143 nt
Organism: Penicillium verhagenii
Lineage: Eukaryota; Fungi; Ascomycota; Eurotiomycetes; Eurotiales; Aspergillaceae
Exons: 4
Coding region: 1-1143 (380 amino acids)
Source: RefSeq, a predicted model, not a curated record